GUGUGUUUGAGUAAUACCCUGGAAUGUGCAAUACAUCCCAAAGCCAUAGAGAGUAAGGAAAGAAUAUUCGAAAGGAACGUUCUUCAUCAUUUCUUCUAUUGCCGUAGAGCCAUUUUCUUUCUAAUUCUAUAUAUCCUAUAAAUAUCAACUCCACUCCUUCUCAUUUAACACUGCAACACCAACCACCAUCAUCUUCUUCUUCUUCGUGCUUGUUUGAUUUUCUUUAGGGGUUCCCCGAAGACUGUUUAAUCAAAAGCUCCGAAUUCCAUCUUCUGGUUUCUUUUUCUCCAUUCCUUUUUCCUUUUAACUUUGGUGUAUAACUUUAACCUGCACUUGUUUCAACUUUAUUUUCUUCUCUUUUCCCUACAUAUUAUGGACACCCUUUGAGUUUACGUGGGUUUUUUUCAUCCACGUACUACUCCAUCAAGAACUCAACCAGAUCUAUAUAUGCAUUAAUUUCUUAACUUCCCUUAUUGAAAUAUUUCCCAUUUAUUAAUUUUAUUUUCCCACAAUACACUUAUUGGUGUUGUUGAUAAUUUUUGUACAGUCAAUUAAGUGGAGGAGGAAAAGUUGCCGUCAAAUGUUCUACUUGCAGGUUCCACAGUUGUGAAUUUGAUGGAUAAUAUCAUCACUGAAGGGCAUUCUAUUUCGAGGCCACCAUAUUUCAAUGGAAGAAAUUACACCGAGUGGAAGGAGCGUAUGAAAAUAUUCAUACAAUCCGUUGACUUCAAGCUAUGGCUUCUGAUAAAAAAUGGACCAAAAGUUCCAACAAAGCUAGUAGACAAUGAAGAAGUGGAAAAAACUGAAGAUGAAUAUGAUGAAGAAGACAUGAAGAAUUUGGAAUUAGAGGCCAAAGCAAAAAAUAUUUUACAUUGUGCCUUGAACCCAGAUGUUUUUGAAAUAUUUUCAGAGGGUCCAAAUACAUCCAAGCAAAUGUGGGACGAGCUUGACAGGGUUUUCGACAGGGAAAGGACUGGUGACAACUCAUCAACUCCACAAGGACAACUCUCCAGCGAUCCAACGGCACCAGAUACAAGUCAAUUUAGCUCUCCUGAUCUUUACUUUUUACAGGAAACAAGGGAAUCCAUGAACAAAUUUCUGGAGCUUUGUGUGCCCCUUCACAAGCUUGCUCUAGAAGGCAAUUGGCAAGCAGCCAAAGUCAUCUUAGGAAAAGAUAGUAGACUGAAGCACGCAGCAAUAGCAGAUGGUUGGGCUACACUUCUGCAUGUUGCUGUAGGUGCUAACCAUGCUUCCUUUGUGAAGGAGCUGCUGCAAGAAUUCGACAACGAUCAAUACAUCUCGUUGCAAGAUUACCGGGGCAACACUGCCUUCUGCUUCGCUGUUGCAUCUGGAAACAUGGAAAUUGUUGAAUUAUUGAAGGGAAGAGAUCCACACUUGCCAACAAGAAGGGGUGGAAGUGAUUAUAUCCCUAUUCAGUUUGCUGCGAUGCAAGGAAAUUGCGACAUGACACGCUAUCUAUACGACAUCAGCAAAGAAGCGUUCGAGGAUACGGACAAGAUAAUGUUGUUCUUUACUUUUAUCAAGACCGGCAACUAUCACAUGGCCUUAAAAAUGGCAGAUGAGUGGGUAGAGCUAGCUUAUGCACGAGAUGAUAAUAACGAGACAGCUUUGCAUCUCUUGGCUGUAAAUCAAAACCCUUUGGAUUCGUGUUGUCAUUGUCCAGAGAUGGAAGGUUCCUUCCGGAUCAACCCUGACACGAAACAUGUGAUGUUUCAAUUGGUUAAUUUUCUCUGGAAAAAAAUUCUCCAGCACAAAGACCAUUCGGAGGCAAUGAGAAUCAUAAGUGAGCCUUCUCAACUAUUAUACGAUGCUGCAGAAGUUGGUAAUUUUGGAUUCUUGUCAGAGCUUAUUAGUGCUUACCCUGGCAAGAUCAUAUGGGAAGUGGACAACAAUGGGCAAAGUAUAAUUCACACAGCAGUUUCAUAUCGCCAUGCUAGCAUCUUCAAUCUCGUACAUGAAAUAGGGUUCAUUAAGGAUAUUCUAAUAUCAUAUAUUGUCAAAGAAAACAACACUUUAUUGCAUUUGGCUGCAAAGUUAGCCCCACCAGAUCGACUUGCAAUAGUUUCUGGAGCUGCAUUCCAAAUGUGCCUCGAGAUCAUAUGGUUUGAGGAGGUGAAGAAGAUAAUGCCACCAUCGUUCAUAAAUUUGAAAAACUCUGAUGGUCUAACUGCUCAACAAUUAUUCAUAAAGGAGCAUGAAGGAUUGCGGGGAAAAGGAGAGGAAUGGAUGAAACGCACUGCUGAGUUUUGUAUGCUUAUAUCAACCGUUAUUGCCACAGCGAUUUUUGCUGCGGCAAUUAACAUACCAGGUGGUAUUGAUGAUGACACAAAAAAACCAAAUUAUUUGAACAAAGCAUCAUUCCAAGUAUUUGCAAUAGCAGAUGCAGCUGCAUUCAUCUUCUCAGCAACUGCAAUUUUGAUAUUCUUGUCUAUUCUCAUCUCGCGAUAUGCGGUGUACGACUUUCACAAGUCACUGCCCUUGAAGUUAAUAUUUGGACUGAUAACUCUGUUCAUCUCCAUAGCAUGCAUGAUGGUUGCAUUUGGAAGUUCCUUCUUCAUAACCUACUACUAUGGUUUGAAGGUGCUUCCUGAUUCAAUUGCAGUACUUUCGUGUCUACCAUUGCUUCUAUAUGUAGGUUUGCAAUUUUCAUUAUGGUCAGAUAUCAUCUACUCAACAUUCUAUUGUAGGAAUCUAUUCAAGCCAAGUAAACGUAUGAUUUACCUAUCCACUACAGAACUAGAGGAGGCAUAUAAUCAGACCAUAUUUUGAUUUGUUAAAGUUGUAAUAUAUUAUCCUCGUUACAAGGUCCAAUGCAAGUUAAAAGUGUAACUUGACCGUUUAAUUUUAUAAGGUUUAAUCUAAAAUAUUUUUCAAGGCAAAUUAGUUUUUCACAGAAUUAUCCUUAAUUAAAAUUAGUCUUAGAAUGAUGUGUAAGUGAAAAAAUGUAUGACCAUGUCUAAGCGCUGUUGUGUUACAAAAAUUUUGAGAUGGCCAGGGUCCAUUCUCCACGGCCAUGCGAGACUAUUCUACGAAGUUGUUCACCACAGUCAUGGUUCAUGAGUGUUGUCAGUCACUUAAAAUUUCCCUUAUAAAUAGUGAUUUUUAAAACAGAAAUCACUAUAUUUUCCUCUGAGCGCGAUUUUGGGAGUUUUUCAAGGGAGAAUAACACUCUGAGAGCAUCCUUGACUACAGAGGAGCUUGAAGAUCACAAUUAGGAUCCUUUGUUGUAAAGUCCCUUCCUCUUUGCAAUUUAAACGUCUUCUCUUAUGAUUUAUAACUUUAUCAUUAACACGAGUUGCUAGACCCUUUAGUACGAUUAUGACAUAGUCCUACUCUUCAAUUAAAUAUAUCUUCUCGUUUUUUAUCAUUUACUUCGUCCCGUCCUUUUCAUAAUCCUAG
Glycine soja is the source of this 3420-nucleotide messenger RNA. RefSeq lists its product as uncharacterized. The record is from RefSeq and is a predicted model, not a curated record. Bases 616 to 2790 code for a protein of 724 amino acids. Lineage: Eukaryota; Viridiplantae; Streptophyta; Magnoliopsida; Fabales; Fabaceae. Gene Ontology annotation, molecular function: protein binding. The transcript has 8 exons.